AUGUCAGAUAUAGAAGACAUAGCUAAUUAUUUGGAUAUCCUGUUUACUGAUACACUUGAAAAUGAAUUUUCCCAAUUUUCAAUCAAUGAUAAUCACCCUUAUAGGCUUAAGCCUUUAGAGGGAAGACAUCGUGGUACAUUCUUAGAUGAUGAUUACGAGGAUGACGAUGAUUCGAUUAAAAUAAAAAGAAGGUUCGGAAGAAAUGGAAGAACUAAUGGGCAAGUGGUUAAUGAUAGCGCCAAAGUUUCUCCUGUAAAGAGGGUCACUAAUGACUAUCAGAAUCAUAUCAUGAGAAUGCGUUCAAAUCCUAAUAGUCCAAUAAAACAAACACAACCAGCUAAAGAUCAGGCGAAAUCAAAGCCUCCUGGAAAUAUUCUCAAGGAUUUGAGGGAGAUUGAUUUGAAAGGAAAAGCGAAGAAUGAAGGAAGAAAUAAAGAGAAUAAUGAAAACAAUGAUGAUAAAGACUUAGAAAUAAAUCAAUUGAAGAAUGAGCUAGCCAGCGCAAAAAGGGAAAUUGAUAGAUAUGCUCAGUUAUAUAAUGAUGAGAAAAGAAAGCUUGAAAUUUUGAAUGAACAACUCUCAUCGGGCAACCGCCCGUUGAACAAUCAAGAUAACAAUGUCAUGAAUGAUUUGAAAAUACAUCAAUUGAAUAAGGAGCUAACCAGUACGAAAAGGAAGCUUCAAGCACAAGUCGAUAAAUAUGAACGGUUUUAUAAUGAUCAAAUACGAGUUGUUGAGAAUAUGAAUCACCAACACCUAAUAGAGAGUCACGACUUGGAAAGAGAGGUUGAGAAUAAGAAGAGUGAAAUCUCCAAACUAAAAGAUGAAAUGAUAGAAAAGGAAUAUAAGAAUAAGGAAUUAGAUGCAACGAUAAAGCAAAAGGAUGCUCGUAUUGCAGCGCUAAUUCAACAACACGAGACAAGAAGGGUGAAGUUGCUCAAAUAUCAUAAUCUCUAUAAAGAUCUCGUAAAGAAAAUGAAUCAAACUUCUUCCUCGGCUUCACAGGGAGACGCAAAAGUCUCUUUUACACCAGACGUAGAGACUAAGAAUGAAAAAGUGGAGGAAAAAUCAUCCCAUGAGUUAAGUAAAGAAGCUUUGGAUCAACUUUUUAGUGCUUUUCGAAAAAUCCAAGAGGAAGGGUCAUACAAUCAAAAGCUCCCAAUAGAUCAACAAUCGAGGGGCAAUUCAUCUUCCCAUAAUUUGACUCAAUCCUUACCACGUCAUGCUAAUAAUAUCCCAUCUCAUGGUCAUGAAUUCCUUGGUCGCUCUACUACUCAGGGAUCCCAUCAGACUCAAAAUGCACCUUAUGCUAAUGCUCAAUAUGGCUUAUAUCAACCACAGACUCCUAUCAAUCAACAACUGAAUGGUAUAAGUUCAAAUUCGUAUAUGAAUCCUCCUGUUAAUUCUGUUCCACCUCCACCAGCAACCGGAUGGUCAGCUGCUACCAUUCCACCGACAAGUACUUACGGUCCUUCUCCACCACCUCCUCUGCAGUUUGUUCCGACUGAAAGUGCUGGUGCCAAUUCAGCUGAGACUUACAGUGCCCCAAUGAGUAGUCGAAGUGCUCCUGUUCAAGGUUAUGCUCCACAGCUCGUACAUAGUCAAAGUGUUCCAUUUCAAGCUUAUGCGCCACAAUCAGUCAAUACCAAUGGAGGUUAUGCUCCACAAUCAGUCAAUACCAAUGGAGGUUAUGCUCCACCACCACCAACACGUAACGCAAAUUAUGAUCCACAACCAAUGAAUCCAACUCACGCUUAUCAACAAGUUCCGACGUCUGUGCCAGUUGCAGAUACCACUAAUCAGCAUUCGAAUGCAAAUGUGGGUACAAAUUCUGUUAGGUUUGAUACUAAUCCUAGCGAGAGUCGAUCACGCAAAAGUAAUGAGAAUGAAACUACAAAGAGAGAUGACCCAUCUUUACAACAGAGUAACGCACAGAGGACAACCUUGGAUCCAGCUGCAACUUCAACUUCCCUCCGUCAAGAAGUUGUGAAUGUCUUGAAUGACUUGAUAGUAACUAGCACCAGGAAUGGAGACAAAGCAAAUAGGAAAACUAUGGAAGAUGAUGCCUUUGAAGUACGCAUUAGUCAUAUUCAUGGGGAUCAUUGUCGUUGUGAGGCAUGCUUAGGUCAUCAAAGAAAGAAAGCAAUGGCUAGUGGAGAUACCAAUGAAGUGGAUCCAAGCCGAGACAAUACUUCAAUUUACUUUUUCGGAUCAGAUGCUAUAUAUAAGUAUAAUAAGUAA
Messenger RNA from Hemisphaericaspora subhashii, 2241 nucleotides. RefSeq lists its product as uncharacterized. The record is from RefSeq and is a predicted model, not a curated record. The transcript has a single exon. The coding region runs from base 1 to 2241 and encodes 746 amino acids. Lineage: Eukaryota; Fungi; Ascomycota; Pichiomycetes; Serinales; Debaryomycetaceae.